Molecule: messenger RNA, 1911 nt
Organism: Ixodes scapularis (black-legged tick)
Lineage: Eukaryota; Metazoa; Arthropoda; Arachnida; Ixodida; Ixodidae
Product: organic cation transporter 1
Exons: 11
Coding region: 61-1767 (568 amino acids)
Biological process (GO): transmembrane transport
Cellular component (GO): membrane
Molecular function (GO): transmembrane transporter activity
Source: RefSeq, a predicted model, not a curated record
UCUUCCCUCGGUUAUUUGAGGAGCCGUCAUCGUCUUGGGCACUGGGAGAGGCAUCCGACCAUGGAUUUCGAAGAGGCCCUCAAGUCCGUCGGAGGCUACGGUUUGUUCAACAAGGCCAUCCUAAACGCCCUGUUGGUCAUCAGCGCAUGGCACGCCGUAUUCUGUUACAUGGGCAACUUGCUCGUGCACGUCACUCCGCCAAGUCAGUGGUGUUUUCAAAACGACGUCAAUGCUAGUAUUGUGGACGUGACAUCAUUGCCCAGGGGAAAAUGCCAGAUGAUGAUUCCUUUGCAAGGCGGUGGUUACAUGAACGCUACAAUGUCAGGAGACGACGCUAUGACCUGUCCAGCUGGAUGGAGGUACGACAACACGGAAUUCCUGACUACGGUUACCAUGGAGAACCAGUGGGUCUGCGGUGAAAGCCGGAAGAUGUAUGCCGUUCACACAGCUUAUUGGGUUGGUUCUAUGACAGGCAAUCUUAUCGCUGGAUAUUUUUCAGAUAGAAUCGGCAGAAAGAAGAUAUCCAUGAUGCUAACGAUGAUCGGUGCCCUCGGCAAUGUCUUGGGGGUCUUCUUCACUGGAUUCCAGAGCUUCGUAGCUCUACGUUUUUUCACCGGCAUGGGUUCGGAGGCUGUAUCCGACACGGCGUUCAUCAUCGUAAUGGAGUACACGGUUUGCGAAAGGAGAACGCUCGUGUCCUUCAUCUGGGCCCUGUCUUGGACCCUGAUGGCUUCUGCGUUGCCCUGGUACGCCUACCUACUGCAAAGCUGGAGGGGAGUCAUGCUUACCAACACCGCCGUGGACGCGUUGAUGGUCGUCGUCAUGUGUUGGGUGCCGGAGUCAUCAAGUUGGCUCUUGUCUGUGGGACGCAAGGACCAAGCACUCGUCCACUUUGAAAAGAUUGCUCGCUUCAACGGUCACACGGUCUCUCAGGAAGACCUCACCAGGCAGCUUCAGUUCCCUCUCAGUGACGUCAACUUACAAUCAUCAUCAGACAAGGCCGUCCCGUCGUUUUUGGAAAGUAGCUUAGCCGUCUUGAAAUCUCCUCGCAUUCGAAGAAGAACGCUCCUCAUAUACGUUGGCAUGUUCAUCAUCUGCCUCUGUUACAACGCCAAUGCGCUGGAGCUGGGCAGACUUAACGAGGACAUCUACGCUUCGUACUCGCUGGCCCUUGCCUUUGAGUUCCCCGUAAAUCUCAUCUGCAUCGCGGCCUUGGACGCCUUCGGACGUCGGUGGCCAAACUCGCUCUUCUUGCUCAUGGGAGCCGUGGUUGCUCUCGCCAUGGGACUUCUCCGCACGGGUUCGCUAUGGGGCAUUAUGGUCAUGUCUGCCCUGUGUUCCAUGUCGUUCGCCGGAGGUGUGAACAUCACUUACCAGCUCGCAUCCGAGAUCUUCCCUACUGUGAUCAGGGGAAGAGUCGUGCUGAUCCUGUCCCUCGUAUGCGAUCUGGGCGCUUUGGCCGGCACUCACGUGGCAUCCCUGGUGGAAUACGACAAGUUUCUUCCGGUCCUCGUGAUCGGGCCUCUGUCGUUCGUGGCGGCGGUGUGUGUGUUCUUGCUGCCGGACUCCGUGAGGCAGCCCCUACCGCAGACUAUCGAAGACGGAGAAAACUUUGCCUUACACCAGGGCAUCUGCUUCUGCCCCGCAUUCCCGGAAGGCCGCCUCCCUGGGCACCGCGGGACGGCCUCGAUCACGACGCCGACAGCAUCUGACUCGCCAGUCGUAGUAAACCCUCCAGCGACGUUUAAGUUGAGCACAAUUGCAUGAAAGUCAUUGGAUGCGUUUCGCCUUGCUUUUGUGAUGAUCCUUGCAUUAUUUAUGCAAGGAUCAUGCAAGAGCCCCCUCCUCCCCUGUUCUCUUUCCCUACCCUAUAUAUACAAACUUCGGGUUAAUAAAUGUUCUUUGCGAUUU